GGAGAAACAAAGCGAGUCUUGCGGGAGGAUAUCGGACGACAACCAUCCUUCCAGGACGUACACAAGUUCACGGAGGCAUACACGAUCGUGCGUAACGUAUCGGUCACUGUUUCCACUAGGAACGUCAUCCAGGCAGUAAAUAUCCGAGAUGCUGGCGAUAUUCUUGAUGCUUGUGGUGACGCUUUCGGGGUACGAGGCCGAGGGUAGCGUCUUGGUAGCGGACAUGUCCAUGUCCAGAAUGGUGGAACUGAACGCGGACGCACCGUUCUGUGCCCUCUACACCGACCGUGGCGUUAUACAAAGGAUGGUCCUCGGCGCGGACCCCAAGAAAGUCCGGCAAAUGUCUAGCAAUCUCGUCGCGGACCUGGAAGAAACAUGUAAAGCGUCUCGAGACAAGGGAAAGAAUCAGCCUGCGGGCGGCGGACUGAUCUAUCCGGGAACAAAAUGGUGCGGGCCGGGUACCCUGGCUAAGUCGUACGACGAGUUGGGUCAACACGCAGCGGAGGACUCCUGCUGUAGGGAACAUGAUCAUUGUCCGAUCACGUUAGCGUCGCAGCAAUGCAUACAUACUAUUUGCAACAAUUCGCCGUUCACACGGUCCCACUGCGACUGUGAUGCCAAGUUCCGUAGAUGCCUUCAGAACCUAAACUCGGAGGUGGCCAACACCCUCGGCGCUCUUUUCUUCAAUGUCAUACAAGUGACUUGUUUCAAGGAGAGACGCCCGUUGGGGAACGGGUACGCGGAAUCCGUGUCUAACCGGUUGUGCUCGCAGUACCAUUUCCGUCCCAGCGAUAAGUAUGUACCGCUGAUGCCUCUGAACAUCAACUAGCUACUCCGAAAGCGCAAGAAAAACGGACCUGACAGCCUUUGAGGUGCUGCCCAGUUAACAGAGUCCCAAAUGAGCAUGAUAAUUGCCUGCGUGCGUUAACCAUCGGCCAUUUUAUCUGCACGUAACAUCUGUGUUUUUCUUGCGAACAAAAUCAAAUCUGGCAGGAGAACCCCGAAUUCUCGACUUUUCUCGAUUUAUUAUGGGUAUUGAAAGACGAACGGUGCAAUUCAAUUUAUCUGAUUCGAUUCGGAUAAUUAGCUUGGUAACUGGAAAAAAAUCUGCCCCUAGAACACGUACAUACGAAUUCGAGGGCAGCAGUGGUAACUAAUGUGUGAAACGGGGUCCAUAUGAAAUCGAGAAACUGUUAUGUAAAUGUAACAACAGCCACGUUCGUUGCACGUCCACCUGGCGUCCUUGCAAUUCCGGUGCAGCGAACAUAAACAUCGAGGCCACCGUGUGCAAGUUUCUUCGUUCACCCUUUUCGUGUCGCGAUUCUCAAAGGAAACACAGAAUACAAGCAAAUCAAUUUCCAUCAUCCACAUUCGACCACUCGUAUCCAAUUUAAAUAAGAACUGCUUCUUGCUACGGAAAAGCAUUGCCAAGUGUGAAUCGAGGAUUUUUUUUUUAUAAAUCGAAGGAAAAUAAUUAUAUUAUCGAAGUACAUAAAUUGAAGUGAACUGGUACCGUUCGUAAUACGAUUUCACAAUUACUGCUCAACUUUACUCUUUAAUUGUAUGCAACUGUAAAGGUAAUAGCAUAAACGAUUGACCCUCUGACAUUGCUGGCACAAAACUUGUUUACUGAGAUUGAGUCAUGCGAAGGAACCAAAGAUUUCUUAACGAUAAGAGGAUUUGUGAGGAACAAUCGCGCAAUGAAAGAGGGUUCUAUUGUAACUGUAUUACUGCAACAAGGUUCGCGUUUCUUGCAUAUCACUCGUCGCCUUCGCUGUCCCGCGAAAUAUGCAUGUAAUUGCAUAACGGCACGUAGCUUCGGAACGGUUUUCUAUAGAUUAAGGCUCUUUAUUAAAUUGAUGAAUACUGUCGAAUAAGUCAAAGGUAUUCGGAAUAGAAAUUCAAAGUUUUAUAUAUUUUUCAUUAAAGUAACAUCAGCGAAAGAUUACAAUUCGAAGGAUAAUACGAUUAUGACACAUAUCGGUAUCGCUUGUGCAUCAAUUUAAUAAAAUUAUAAAGUACCAAUGAAUUGAUCAAGGUUUACGAUUUUCUAUCUUU
Dufourea novaeangliae is the source of this 2058-nucleotide messenger RNA. Its product is annotated as acidic phospholipase A2 PA4-like. Lineage: Eukaryota; Metazoa; Arthropoda; Insecta; Hymenoptera; Halictidae. The record is from RefSeq and is a predicted model, not a curated record. The transcript is spliced from 4 exons. Gene Ontology annotation, biological process: phospholipid metabolic process; arachidonate secretion. The coding region runs from base 149 to 829 and encodes 226 amino acids.